Molecule: messenger RNA, 747 nt
Organism: Sphaeroforma arctica JP610
Lineage: Eukaryota; Ichthyosporea; Ichthyophonida
Exons: 4
Molecular function (GO): dopamine beta-monooxygenase activity
Source: RefSeq, a predicted model, not a curated record
GAAUCGGUUACAGCAUUUGCUUGGUGGGGACAUGCACAUCUGCUCGGCCGCGCUGUAUGGAAUGAACACUACCGCAGCUGUGAAAAGAUCGGCGAAUUAGGGCGGGAAAUGGCAUAUUGGUUUGAUAACCAAUACUAUGGAUUAUAUGAACCUACCGAAAUACGAAACGGAGAUGCUAUCCAGACCACGUGCGUCUUCAAUUCCGAAGAGCGCACAGAGAGCACUUGGGGUGGCAUUGCUACUAGAGAAGAAAUGUGCUACAAUAACAUCAUGUACUAUCCCAAAGACAAUAUAAAAUGCAGAACGAGAGAUUUCUACGAUGGAGAUCUACUACCAACUGACAGCACCUCACAGUUUGUGUUGUCUCAUCCGGGACCUGUAUCGGGCGGCAAGCCAGGAUGUGAGGAAAGUCUGAGUGAGAAGCCUCAGAUGAACUUUAUGCCCGUGAUAGUAUCCUUUAUCAAAGCGCAAUGUGCACAAGCCCUUGGAGAUGAGACUACCAAAAAAAUCACGGAUGUUUUCCUCAACGCAGGCGACGAAGAUAAGUUCAAUAUUGAAGGCCUGAUCCAAUCGGUGUUUAGUGCUACCUGUGAUACGCCACAAGUCGGUGGCGUUUGCCCUCAGGAUUGUCUGAGCUUGAUGGACGGUCUCGCGGAUUGCGUUGGGACAACCUAUGGCGCUUUUCUUACCGGUUCCUUCCCUACUUUAUGCUCGAAUUGGGUUCCGUUGGAGGCGGAAAGCGAGUAG